Molecule: messenger RNA, 2230 nt
Organism: Chara braunii
Lineage: Eukaryota; Viridiplantae; Streptophyta; Charophyceae; Charales; Characeae
Source: the annotation of a GenBank genome assembly
ACGAACAAUUUGCGCACUUGUCGGUUUGACUUUCUUGGAAUGAUCCGGACGUCGUGAGAGAGCAUUCGCGAAAUGGUUCGAUUUUUCGGGAAUGUGAUCGGGAAAGAAGUGAAACUGGUCGAUGAAAGCCAUCGAACAGGCGAUGGUGUUGUUGAUCUUGUCUUGGGUCUUGUAGAAGACCAGCGGAUUGUUAUCCGUAAUCCAUCGGACUUGACUUCGACCGAGAAGAAAAUGUUGCCAUCGCUUGAGCGUGUGGAUGAAGGUUUGAAGCCCGAUAAUGCGAAGGCGGCCAACAUUCGUGACUGGCCGCGUCCUCAGUCUGUGACUGAGAUGAGGUCCUUCUUAGGUAUGACCGGCUACUAUCGCAAUUUUGUGAAGAACUAUAGCAUAGUUGCCGCCCCUUUGACGGACAUGACUCGCCUUGAUACCCCAUGGGAGUGGACAGAGAGGUGCAAGGCUGCUUUCAAACAUUUGAAGCAUGCGUUGACGCAUCAUGAGGUCUUGAAACUUCCUGAUCCUAACAAGUCGUUCAUAGUAACCAUGGAUGCCAACCAAUAUGGCAUUGGUGUCGUGCUAGCGCAGCAGGCGGGGCCAAAGUUGAGGCCAAUUGAGUACAUGUCCAAAAAGAUGCCCUCUCGGACGUUGGCUAAGUCCACCUAUGAGAAGGAGCUCUACGCGAUUUACAAGGCACUGACCCAUUGGAGACAUUAUCUCCUUGGGAGGUUCUUCAUCGUCAGGACUGAUCAUCAGACCCUGAAGUGGAUGAGAACUCAGCCUUUGCUCUCUGAUGCCUUGAAGCGCUGGAUCGAAGUCAUUGAACAGUAUGACUUUGAACCCCAGUAUCUGAAAGGGGAGUACAACAACGUUGCUGAUGCCUUGUCACAUAGGCCUGACUUCUCUAGUGCGCUGAUCACUGAGUUUGGGCUUGCAGACGAUGUUACUCAUUCUACGGUGGGAGCCUAUUGCGAGGAUCCGUUUAUGUCUGAGAUCAUUUGUAGACUCGAGGCGAAGGACAACGUGACCUUUGCCGAGUUUGAGUUGGUCAACGGCUUGCUGUUCCUUGAGAAGGCUGGGAAUAAACGUUUGCUUGGCGAAAGCCUGUCCAUGGACUUCAUGGAUACGCUGGUCACCAGCAAGAGUGGUAUGCGGUCGGCGCGUCGUGGAGCCCCAGCUAUGGCGCUAGGUGAGCCCCGCUGCAGGUCACGGGUUCAACUCCAGGGAACUGUGCAGAUACUGUACACAGGUAAGCUGAGGUCAAGGGAUCGCCCCCUGGGAUCUGCAUCGGCUACUGCUAAAGCUGUUGCAGUUUCAGGGGGUGCAGACAGCAUGGCAUUGAGCCUACUUGUUUCACGAUGGAUGGAAAACUGGCGAGGAAAGGGUGACAAAGAUGGUAGCAGAUCGAGUCACACGAAAAUAUUUGGUAUGGUGGUGGACCAUGACCUUCGUUCUGGAAGUUGCGAGGAGGCUGCCAAGGUUGGUGAUUGGGUCCUUGCCAUUGGGAUGGAACAUGUGGGGCUGCGUUGUCAUUGGCCACUUGGCAAGCCUGCUGGAGGCCACCUCCAGGAAGCUGCUCGCUUGAGCCGUUAUGGGUUAUUGCUUCAUGAGUGCCGAAAGAGACGGAUACGAGUUCUGAUGACAGGGCACCAUGCCGACGAUCAGGCAGAACUCUUUCUGCUGAGGUUGGCACAUAGCAGUGGCAUCAGGGGAUUGGCAGGUAUGCCUAUUGCUUCCUUUGCAAGCGAUUUGAUAUCAGGUGUGGGAGAGAGAAUGGCUUCCUUUGCCAGUGAUUUGACAUCAGCUGUGGGAGAGAGAAUCGUACCUGGAGUAGUAAAUCCAGAGAAUUUGGGACUGGGUUGCGAGCAGAACAGGGUAAUGCUAGUACGCCCACUCCUGAAGCUGUCUAAGGCGCAACUGAAGGAGGUCUGCGUGACUCUGAGUCAGGAGUGGGUUGAAGACCCAAGCAAUCACGUGUCGCUCUUCUCAAGAAAUCGCAUACGACAGGUUUUACAGGACCCUGAAUCAGGUAUAGAUUGGGGACUCCCUGUUGCAACGCCCACCAAGGUGAUGAAGAUGGCUGCCACCAUAGCCAGGUUAGACAAGAGGGGAUCUCCAGCUAAUCUGAUCGGGCCCGUUCGAUGAGUCAGUCCUCUCUUUCGUUUUUUUUAAUUAUUUUCUUUAUUCUGCUGCGUGAAUGCCAUUCUCUAAGUCCAAAUGAAUUGCCGCUCCGGCU